Molecule: messenger RNA, 7275 nt
Organism: Cladocopium goreaui
Lineage: Eukaryota; Dinophyceae; Suessiales; Symbiodiniaceae
Source: the annotation of a GenBank genome assembly
AUGGCUGUGACGGUCCCGGCAAAGGCAUUGGCUGUGGACCCUGGUGUUGGAGCGGCUGCAGAAGGGCACCACCCUGAGUGCUAUGGCGACCGCGCCCUUUUGGCACCACUGCAAACGGUGCACAAGUCGAGGGGCGCCCUAAGCCUUCAACACAUCCUGAGCCACAGGCACUGCGCCGACACUUUGGGAGAAACUGCUCCUUGCGGUACAGGCCCUUGCGAAUUUGGUGAGUCUUCAAACUGCAUCUUGAGCAGCUGGAGUGAGUGGAGCGCUUGUAAUGUUGCUGACGAGAAGCGCCGCACGCGAAAAGUGGCACAACACGCGGCGGCAGCUGGCCAGGCUUGCAAGGGCUCGCUUGUGGAGGUUCUUGCGUGCUUUGAAGCAUCCACGCCCCCAAGUGCAAGUGACUGUCAGCUAAGUGACUGGUCUGAGUGGCAGCUCUGUGAUCGAUCAUGCGGAGGUGGUCAGACGAUUAGGAGUCGAAGCAUCGCCGCUCAUGCUGCAGCUGGCGGAUCCAUGUGCACUGCCGCCUUGCAGGAAACGCUUGCAUGCAAUACGGGGUCGUGCAGCCUCUACCAUCAGCCUUGCAGACCUUCAGCUUGGUCUGAGUGGGGAGCAUGUUCGUGUGCGCCUGGAAGUGCAACGAGGACUCGAUCAUAUGUCGAGGCGGAUGCAGGUGGACAAGCCUGCGAUUUGGUCCUCGCAGAAACGAGACCAUGUCAGACGGACCAGGAAAGCUGGCAAAAGUGUGAAGUGCAAGACUGCGAGAUCAGUGCAUGGUCUGAGUGGAAGUCUUGCACCAAGUCUUGUGAGGGUGGUAUGACAGAGCGAGACCGUCGCGUAGUGAAGCAUGCUUCUGUGGGUGGACAACCCUGCAAUGUUGCACAGAAUCAACUCAUGGAGGUGAAACCAUGCGGAGAAGGAAGUUGUGAUGUCGUCAAAGAUUGCGAAGAUGGUGCUUGGGGCGAAUGGGGAGGCUGGUCAGAUUGCACCAAGUCUUGUCGUGGUGGCUUCCGUCUUGCACAUCGGAGGGUGGCCAAGGAGGCAAACCAAUGUGGCAAGCCUGCUGAAGGGGUGGCAACAAAAAUUGAGAGUUGCAACGACGGUAUUCAUUGCUCCGGAUCUGUGGACUGUGAACUCACAGAAUGGACCCGCUGGUCAGAUUGCGACAAGCCAUGCUCGGGGGUCCGAGAAAGAAGCAGAGGCAUCAAGGUACAUCCGAAGGAUGGGGGAGUGCCUUGCGGUUCUCAGGAGAAGGCAACAAGCCUCUCCGAGAUGGAGCACUGUCCACCAGAACCAGGCACAACCUGCGACAACCCACCUCCAGAGGGGUGCAAAUUUGGUGACUGGUCUGAAUGGUCUGACUGUUCAGCAACGUGCGAUGGUGGUCAAAUGUCACGAAGCAGGAAGGUCUUGCCUGGUCCAGAUGGAUCUAUGUCCCCCUGCGAGGGCAAGACGCUGGAAUUGGCACCAUGCAACACUAAAACCUGCGGUGACAAGGUUGACUGCCAAUAUGGUCUGUGGAGCAAUUGGGGGAACUGCACCAAGUGCGGCGGUCAGAGAUUUCGCUCAAGAAGUAUCAUGCAGCACCCAUCGUUUGGUGGGAUGGAGUGCCAGGCGUCUGAAACAAUGCAAACAACCAGGUGUCCUCGUGAGUGUGGCGAGCAAUUGUACUGGUGUGCAUGGAGUGAGUGGACAAAAUUCUCAGCGUGUACGAAGACUUGUGGCGCGGGCAACCAUGUCCGCCAGCGCACCCUGGCGAUGACGGACAAAAGGCCAUCUAGUCCCCUUGCAGUGGCAUCUUCUAAAAAGGACUGUAAAGGAAGCGUGUCGGACGUCCAGCCGUGCGACUUGCCAGCUUGUGAGGCUUGUGCGCCGAAGGAUUGUGAGUUGAGCGGAUGGUCUGAGUGGAGUACCCCUUUUUGCGAGGGCAUUUGUACUCGCCAUCGGAGGGUUGCGGUUCCAAACAAUGAGUGUGGCAAGCCAUGCGAGGGGACACUGAAGAGUACAAAGCCGUGUGAGGCGAAUUGCCACGACAAGGACUGUGUGCUCGGUGAAUGGAGUUCUUGGUCAGCAUGUGCAUCGUCCCUGGACAACAAGUACCGGUCCAGGCAGGUACUGGAGCCAGGAGCUUUCAACGGAAAGGCUUGCUCCUUGAAUUCCCUCAACGAGACUGCUUCUUGCUUGACUGGGCCAAAUGCGCCCGUCGACUGCAGCUUUACAGAGUGGAAAGAAUGGAAUGAAUGCUCACAUUCGUGCGGAAAUGGACAGCAGUCUCGCUCAAGGGCGGUUGCAACACAGGCCUCCAAAGGUGGGAAGGCUUGCUUGGGCAGCUUGAAGUCUCUUAAGCGAUGCAAGAUCCGACCGUGCGCCGAGAAAUCGAUUGGCAUCGACUGUAGUUGGGAGCAAUGGUCUGAGUGGCAGGAGUGCGAUGGAAGUCAGCAGGUGCGAAGGAGAGAAAUCAUCCAUCCAGCAGAUGCUGUGGGAGAACCUUGCCAAGGUGUGCAGGUUGAAACCAAAGGCUGUGGGAAGGACGUGACAUUGCCGAGCGAUUGCGAUGCUGAUGUCUUUUCUGCCUGGAGCGAGUGGAGUCCAUGUCCCAAGAGCUGCGGAGGAGCACAAAGUUCGCGAUCCCGGAUCAUCAAGCCCCAUAUGCAUGGAGGUCUACACUGCUCGGGCACACUGCUAGAAACGCAGCCUUGUGGACAGGUUUCAUGUCCGAAUUCUCCAAAUACGGUGUGUCAGUACUCUCAGUGGUCAAGGUGGAGUCAAUGUUCUGUUUCUUGCGGAGAAGGAUACAAGGAAAGAUCGCGCACAAUUGCACUUCCAGCUCUUGGAGGUGUUGAAGGAUGUGCUGGCAUGCUGAUUCAGGCUGAUCAAUGCACUUCUCCCCCGUGCCACGAUGGUGUUGACUGUGUGUGGGGCAACUGGAAUGAGUGGUCCGAUUGUGUGCCUGCACCUACAGAGUGUGGUAUCGGGUACAAACGUCGCAACCGCAGCAUCGCUACUAUGCCAUCCCGCAGCGGUGCUCUUUGUGAUCCAAAGCCAUUCGAAGAGGUUAUGCCUGUGAGUGGCUGCAGGGGGCAGGCUAUGUGCUGCGUGGAUGGUGAAUGGCAUGAUUGGCAAGACUGGGGAGGGUGUACUGCGUCAUGCGGCUCUGGCACUCGAAAGAGGCUCCGCGUAAACAAGACCCAGGUCAUCAAAGAAGGUUCGUUGUCCAACUGCAGAGAUCCGGUGGCAAUCAUUAGAUCAAGAGCAUGGAACGGUUGCUUGCAGGUGCAUCGAGAUUGGAUGGAAGCCCAUCAAGAAUCCUCUGUCGAUGAUCUCAUUGAUGCCUUUAUGGCCAAAAAUUCAAACUGGAUAAAUGAGGAAGCAGAGGAGCUGCUCAGAUCACUGGACUUUGAAGUCGCAUGGAAAGUUGUCGAUUUUGGAUCUAUGUAUGGCUGCCGGGACUCGGUUGCUAUUGUCAAGACAAGGAUCAAAGAUGCCAAGGCCGGAAAAAAAGUCGGGAAAGGAUUCAGAGGUUACGGACCUAGGGAAGGAAGGGAAGGAAGAGAAGGAAAAGGCAAAAGUUUAAACGAAGGUGAGGAGAAACCACAGGAGGAGAGGAGCAGACCAGGAGAUGCCAAAGGAAAUGCCAAAGGAAAGUCCAAGGCGAGGCGACGGCCUGGAAAGAACGGAAAGGAAGAUCGCUCGGGAGAUCCUCAUGAAAAAGCUCUGCAUGAAGAAAGAUCUUUGCUUUGCCUUGGCUUGCCCGCACUUUGGACUACGGAACAGACCAAAGACUUUUUCAGCAAGUAUGAAGGUGAGGUGGAAGCUGUCUACAUGGGUGGACUACGAGGGAAGGGUGUUCGCACUUCUUCGAUUGACUUCACCACCGCAGAGGGGGCAAGAAAUGCAGCUUUAGCAUGUGACAGGAUGGAAAUCAAAGAUGGAGAAGACACUUUCUACCUCAUUUGCAGCAUCAGGUACAAGGUAGAAGGAACUCUUGGAAGCAGAAUGACCUUUCCAGGACGAGCAGGAGGAGAGGGGGAUGGGAAGCUAGCACAAUCAGAAGGCCGAAGUGUUUACCUUUCCAAGAUUCCUCUGGACACAAGCGAAGAGCAGAUCACAGAGCUCAUUGAAGACUUCGGAGAGGUCGAGGCCGUGUACAUGCUACCAUCCAAUGGUUUCAAUAUGGCUUGCUUCGUCUCAAUGGUCAGUCCUGGAGAAGCUGCAUUUGCAAUUAGAGGCCUCAACAAUGCGCAGGCAUUCGGAACUAUAAUUUCUGCGAGCUAUCCAAUUGAAAAGAACCUCAAACGCAAGAAACCGCAUCCAGAGGAUGAAACGAUUCCAUGGUACCCAGUCGAGCUUCGGAAUUUUCCACACUGGACACUUUGCGAUGACAUCAAAGCAACCAUUUUAUCCCUUGGUCCUGCUUCGCAAAGAGUCAGAGUCAUACACUAUGAUCCGGAGCCAUCCUUGAGUGUGGCGCGUGCCUAUUUCAGAGAAGAAGAAGAUCGUGAUGCCACUCUAAAGGCCCUGGCAGGGCAUGAGAUCUCGCCUGGCUACAUCUUGAAUGCUGCUGCCCUUCCAAGGCUUCAGUCACACCCCCCAGCCCAGCCAGCCGUUGCCGCCUGGGCAGCCUGGUGGGAGCCUGAGAGCUUCUGUGGGAAGCCUCCUGCUGGCUCCAGUGUGGAGUACGAGGAGUGUUCAGCCCAAGCCUGUGAAGUUGAUGUGGACUGCGAAUUUGGCCAGUGGUCAACUCCCUCAGCCUGCUCAGCUGCUUGCCACGGCCAGCAAAUCAGUUCUCGGAGCAUUGCUCGGAACAGCACAGGCAAAGGUGCACCCUGUGUCGGGGCGAUGGAGCGCUCCGUCCAGUGCAACCCAGCGGAGGGAGAGCCGACACCAUUUUCAUGCCAGGACAAGAGCAACCAUGCGAGUGGCGCACAAGACUGUGUCAUGAGUCAAUGGUCCAAUUGGUCGCCAUGCUCAGCAACAUGCGAAAAGGGCUACUCUGUAAGAGCUCGCAACAUAGAGGUUGGUCCGCAGAGAGGUGGUAAGUCUUGCCCUUCAGGGAUCAAGGAGACCCAAAAUUGCAAUCCUGGCAUUCACUGCUUCGAGGGUAGGGUGAAUUGCGUGUGGGAAGCAUGGACAGCGUGGACUGAGUGCGAUGCCUUUGACAAAAAGACUCGCACGCGAGGCUAUGCCCGCCACGCUGCAAAUGGUGGCCUCGAUUGUGAGGGCAGCUUCCGCGAUGUCACCGGGUGCAGUAAGGGUGGGACAGAAGUUUGUGCUGUCGCAUGGUACAAUUGCUCAUGGAGCGGUUGGUCUAGGUGGUCUUCAUGUUCUGCGACUUGUGGUAGAGGAGGAGCGCGCAACAGAGAGCGGCAGCUAAAAGUAACAGAUAUCUCAGAUCCAUCUUCAAGCCACUUCAGCGGCAAUCAUCAACUGAAUGUGCCUGUGAGCGCAAGCCCGCCAAGUCUAGCAUCUCCUGUAUUUGACAGGCCAGACGAAACUUUGAACUUUGAUGACUUCAAGUGUUCGGACAACGUCUAUUGGAGGGACCGGUGGCCUGAUACCGUGAGACAGUACUGCUGUGAGUCAGAGCAAUUGUGUGAGGACAGUCAAUUGAUUUACGCUGAAGAUGCUGAAGAUGCCAGGCCAAGCUCCUUGAGCUCACAAGGUGACUGGGUUGAGGAGCUUUCUUCCCCGUUGCCAGAUGCUGUAGUGAGACGAUAUGAUUUGGCGCUGCUCAAAGACAAGGUGCUUGCAGCUGAAGCUCAGCACACUCGAGACGCUUUGUCUGCACUUGCGCACGCUCUUUCAGCAGAACUGAAACUCUUCCCCGGUGCCUGGGAGGGGCUGUGGAGCUGGGAGGGCCUGUGCAGUGCAUGCCUGGUUUUUGCAGACUCAGCGCAGAGGCUUGCAACUGGGAAGAGUAGCUCUUGUGGCUUUCCCGCUAGUUCGGAGCCGUUGAUGAGAGGCAACUUUUCCGUCUAUGUCUUGUGUCUUCUAUAUCUGGUUUGGUCCGUCAGUUCGCACGAAAUCUGCAACAGCACCCGAGCCAUCCAAGUGACUCUUUCCUUCCAUGAACAACCAAGAGUGGUGCAAAGAGGUCAGGGUGAUGCAAUAUGGGCCUUCACGCCAGCUGCACAGGACACAGCGAUCGUGGUGACUCCCUCGAACAGCUCAAUCGACCCCGACAUGAGGCUUUACAUUUUAUCGCCAACCACAAGUUGUUUGCCAGUGUUCACUUCGCAGGAGUUUGGCGGGGAGUACAUGCGCAUUCACCCAAAUUUGACGAAGGCGUUCAAUGUGACACAAUACUUUUUGCAUGUGAAUUGCAGAGGAAAGGAGGGAUGUGAGUACCAUCUUGCCUUCUCGCAGCUGGAGGAUGAUUGGCAGGAGCUCACGGCUGGACAACAACACCCAGGUAUUGCCUACCACGGAGUUCCUUCUCACUUCAAGUUCGUUUGUGGGAAGAAGUGUAAAGAAGAUAUGGAGACUGGAAAGAAGGAACGCAUCACUUUCAGUGCUUGGCCACGGGAUGCGACUUCGACCAAGCAUUUACUGCUUUUGGUUAGAUUCGGCAAGCCCCCCAUGGCGGCUGAUGAGCAUUUAAAUGCAAGCAGGGGGUGGUUCAGUGGCGAGGUGGCCAGUGAUGACAUCAAGGAAGGAACAUACUACAUCACUGUCAUCAAGAGGCAUGGCUUGGUGCCAAUUCCGUUUGUUGUCUCAGUCACUUUGCCACAUUCGAUUCAAUGGUUGAAGCUGGGAAGACCAACAUUCGGUGUUGUGAAGAAGAACAGUGCCAGCUUUUACAAGUUCUAUGUGGACAGUGCUGACACAGACAUCGAGGUGUAUUUGACAAAGCUUGAUGGAGAUCCUGACUGUGCAAUGUCCCAUGAGGAGGUGAACCAGAGACCUGCUCACCUGACCUCUCAAUGGCGCUCAGCAACUCAAGGAGAUGAUGAAAUCAUAGUUGCAUCAGAUGAUCCGAAGCGAAGGCUUCAUCCGACUGGUUGGUUUCACAUCGGGGUCCACAGUGCGGAGGAUGCAACGUUCUCAAUCAUUGCCUUCGCAGAGAAGCACUUGCGUCCAGCGGCUGAAGACAUUGACCAGGGCAAGGAUGGCUACGUCAUUGAAUGGACAGAGCUGUGGCUUGGACUCCCCCAGGCCAUGGGUGUUCAGCCUGGACGACCAGCCAACUUCCUUUUCUUCAGCCGGUUGGUCAGGGGCAAAGUGAAUGUGACAAUUAUAUAUAAUUAUAUAUAUACACAUGAAAUAUAUUGA